Molecule: messenger RNA, 1410 nt
Organism: Spirometra erinaceieuropaei
Lineage: Eukaryota; Metazoa; Platyhelminthes; Cestoda; Diphyllobothriidea; Diphyllobothriidae
Source: the annotation of a GenBank genome assembly
AUGUCAUCACACGGUCGAAACACUCAAAAUCGAAACAACAACAAGAACAACAACAAGAACAAGAACAAGAACAACAACCAUACUCAUUAUCCUCAUCCUACCUCUUCUUCCUCUACAUCCGUCUAUUCUUCUGCCUAUUCUUCUCCUUCGUCAUCUUCUUCUCCAUCUCCUUCCCGUCGCACCACUCGUUGUCACCAGACUGACAGGGUGAGUCCGCUCACUCUGGCAGCCUGGAAUGUUCAUUCACUUUUAGACAACCCGAGGAGCAACCGACCGGAACGGAGGACGGCGCUAGUGCCACGAGAACUGGCGCGCUACAAGGUGGACAUCGCAGCACUCAGCGAGACCCGUUUCUCCGAACAAGGCCAACUGGAAGAGUUGGGAGCCGGUUACACCUUAUUUUGGAAUGGUCGACCCAAGGCAGAGCCACGACACGCGGGUGUCGCCUUCGCCAUCCGGAACGACAUCGUAAGACGACUGCCCAGUCUGCCGCAGGGCAUCAACGACCGCCUGAUGAGCCUCCGUCUGCCUCUCCGGCGGAGGGGCAAAUUCGCCACCAUCAUCAGCGCCUACGCUCCGCCGAUGAGCAGCCCCGACGCCGCCGCUAGAGACAAAUUCUACGAGAAACUGCAUGCUUUCCUGGCGACAGUGUCGAAGACGGAAAAGUUGAUUGUCCUUGGUGACUUCAACGCCCGCGUAGGAACAGACCAUACUGCCUGGAGGGGAGUGCUGGGUGCCCACGGUCUCCGCGGCUCCAACGACAACGGCCUGCUGCUUUUCCGCACCUGCGCAGAACACCGCCUCAUCCUGACGAACACGUUCUUCUGUCUGCCGGAGCGAGACAAGGCCACCUGGAGGCAUCCUCGGUCGCGUCAGUGGCACCUGCUGGACUAUGUCCUCGUCCGUUGGCGAGAUCAGAGGGACGUGCUGGUGACGAAGGCGAUCGCGGGUGCUGACGGGUGGACCGACCAUCGCCUCGUCAUCUCGAAGAUGCGUAUUCGCCUACAGCCUCGCAGGAGACCACAAGGUAAGCGACCCCCAGGUAAGCUGAAUGUUGCCUUUUUGUCUUUGUCCGCUCAUCACCUUCAUUUCAGCAAUGAGCUAGCGCAACGGCUAGAGAACCUUCGCAUCGCUGCCGAUGCCGCCGCUGCCGAGAACGCCUCCGUGGAGAACCCCUGUUGUCAACUGCGAGGCACGGUCCAGUCGACGGCGCUCGCCGUCCUCGGUCGCGCUCCCCGUCAACACCCGGACUGGUUCGACGACAACGACGCCGCCAUCAGAAAUCUGCUUGCUGAGAAGAACUGCCUACACAAAGCCUACGUCGAUCACCCCACUGAGGACAACGAAGAUGCCUUCUACCGUAGUCGCCGACAGCUUCAGCAACGACUGCGCGAGAUGCAGGACGCCUGA